GUCAGAUGCUCCUCAGAUGAGCGGAAGUCCAACGGUCGGUGGGUGAAGCGCUUGGACGGGAGCGAUGUCUGAUGCCGUAGCGGAUACAAGGAGGCUUCACACCAAACCGCAGAACCUCAGCGACGCGUACGGACCGCCGAGCAACUUCCUAGAGAUUGAUGUCGGUAAUCCCGAAACGGUCGGCGUCGGCCGAGGGAGGUUCACCACCUAUGAGAUCAGACUGAAGACAAACCUUCCUAUCUUCAAGCUGAAGGAGUCAUGUGUACGGAGGAGGUACAGCGACUUCGAGUGGUUGAGAGGAGAGCUGGAAAGAGAGAGCAAAGUGGUUGUACCCCCUCUGCCUGGAAAAGCUCUGUUCAGGCAGCUCCCAUUCCGUGGGGACGACGGCAUCUUCGACGAUUCAUUCAUCGAGGAGCGGCGGCAGGGCCUUGAGCAGUUUCUCAACAAAGUGGCGGGUCAUCCAUUGGCCCAGAACGAGCGCUGCCUGCACAUGUUCCUGCAGGAUGAAACAAUGGAUAAAAACUACACGCCUUCCAAAGUCCGACAAGCCUGAAGCCUCCACCAGCCUCCACCAACUAGGACGCUUCCCCUGGGAUUUAAAUGGGAAAGAAAACUACAGCCCAUCUGAACCUUUUUACUAUACUUAUUGCAUAUGGUCCAUAACAGAAAAUGAAAAAUGUCUGCAAACGAUCAAUCAAUUGAACACUCAGUCCCUCGAACAAACGAACGCCUGGUCGGUCCAUCAAUCAAUCAAUCGAUCGGAUGAGUGGCAGGUAGAUCCAUCCACCAAUCAAAUGAACGAUCGGUCGAUUGAUCCAUCGAUCUCCUCUUUUGGCCAUUGCUACACAUGGCACAUUUUCUAUUCUGUGUUGUCUCACUUACCAGAGCAUUAAGUGUUGCUAAAACUAAAACCAGUCAAAAAGAAAGGCAAAGGUUGUAUGAAACGAUUGUGGUAAUUUAUGAUGGUAUUUUGUCUACGACCGCAACUAAAUUUGAUACUUUUAUGUAGCUCAGGAUAUGCAUCUUUACACAGAAUAUCUGACACAAAUGAACAGGUAUGGAAGCAUUAUACGCCACCGUUGGAUUAGAUACUGAUAAUUUUUCUGUAACUUAAUAUAAUUGUUCCACAGUAAAUGGUAUCUGUGUAGGAGUUAGUUAAAGGUGGAUUUUCUUUGCUUGUCUGACGCGCACCUCUGCUUGCCCUGUGGAGAAAUGCAGCUAGUCCUCCUCUCGCGGGAAUAGCACGUGUGCGCGUACGCACACAUCACACUUUGAUGAGUCUCUUAUGUGAGGCAUUUAAAUAUGCAACAUGUGCAGUUACCAGGCAGUCAGGGCCUGAGCACAUGAGCGCGCCACCCACCCCCAACCGAAAGCACACGUACAUGCAGAAGGCUGCCGUCGGCACAGUUCCACGUUUGUAUACCGCUGUGCCAUUGUUUUGUUUGUUUCUGAAGAUUUUCCAAUAAAACUGACCACACACAGGCUGUUCUGCUUUUGAUCUUUCCACCCCUUGUCCCUCUGACAUGCACACACAUUCUCUGUAUUGCCUUCACAGUGGACCUAAUGUCCACCUCUCUGCAACAAGCAGGUGGACUUUUGGAAACGCCACAACUUGUAUGAAAUUGCAGCCAUGUGCUCUGUUCUCUCUUAAUGCUCUUCUGGAAUUGCGAGCUAGCCCAAGGCUGACAUGUUCCUCCUUCUUUUUCAGAGUGGAACUUUCCAUAGAUGUUCAGCACUUUGUUACUGAGCUCAAAUAUUGGAGGAGCAUGUUCAGAUAACCACUGAACCUUGGACUAUUCAUAGCUUUUCUUGUGUCUAUUUAAUGCUCACUCAAUUAGUCUUGAACAGUCUGAUGUUUUAGUGCAUAUAUAAUUUGACUACCAUUUUGCUUUUUUUCUCCAUCUCUCUCCACUUCCCAGUUACAUAUUAUUGUCUCUGCUCUUAUCUGCUCUGUCGCUCUGAAGAGGUACCUGAAUAGGUUUGGCUUGGACUGUGCUUUCAGCCAUAACAGCUAUAUGACUGUGCAUUGCCCUUGAUGAAAAUAAUUGAGUCUGGCUACCUAACUACACUUUCAGUAUUUUUUUUUUCUUUUGUUUCUUUUUUUUUUUUUUGAACUUGUGAAGCACCUGUUAAGCUUCACAUACAGCUCCUUUCUCCCCUGGUGCAUGUGUGUGCAGGAGCAGGUGUGCUACAAUAGGUGGGCCUCACCACCAGGAAGGUAGAGGUAACACCAAGUUAGUUUAGACUGCGUGUUUGUUAUUGUGGCCCUUUGGCUUGUCUGUCUAGUUGUCACCCUGUCUUUCUUCGCUUUUCUUGUUUUUUAAAUGCAAGAGUUGGUAAAAGAUAUGGUAUUUCAGGGCCAGAGAAAUGAAUCACUUUUAUAGGAGUAAUCAGUUUGUGAAAUUGCUAGUAACCACAAUGAUUAUAGUACUGCUGUUAAAAACCAAAGAAGCGUUCAUGUUAUGAUGGGUUUAUCGUUAACUUAGGCCUCUCUCCAACAUAUAUAAGUAGCCCAAAUAUAUGUCCUUGGUGAUGCUGGAAGAGCUCCAGGAAUACUAUGAGUAGUGUUUCUUACUCUGUCCAUGUUUUUACAAAAAGCACUGAUGAGCCUUGUGAACAGAAAGGAUGAGUUACAGUUCAUUAAGAAUCACGUACAGUUCUGGGACAAAGUCUCACGGACUGAUUAGGUGAAGUUUAAGUUGUGUUGUAAGAGGAAGGAACUGCACCUGAUCCAAAGUAUAACAACUAAUCUGAAACACCAUGGAUGUGGAUUUGUUAGUUACUCAGCUAUGUAUGCCUAAAAAACGUUUUGAUUAAUUUUCUGAGUUUCUUAAUUUUAAUACUUGCACUCAAAAGUAUUUGUGGGGAUUGGAAUCUACUUUCUUGCUGUGAGAAAAUGAGUCCUGAGUUCAUAUGUAUUCUUUAUCUAUGGUUUGAUUAUAUGAGAAAUAAACUUUGCAUGAUUGUUACAUGAUGUUUACUGCAGCUUGGAGUGUGAAUAUUUUAAACAUUAUUGGUUGAAACAGCCUAAGAUUCUUCUCUCUACUCCCAUAUUGGCUAAAGCAGGUAAAGAAUCUACUGAGCACUGCCUAAGGUUACCAGGGUGACAGCAGAGCUACACUCUAAGCACCUCCAAGUUGUUUGUCACCAGCAAUAAAAUAAGAGCAGGAGGACAUAUAUGGAUAAAUUCAGAUAGGUAAAUGUUAUAAUCACAUCCCCCAGGGGAGCUGUCUAGGAGUUAUGGUUUAAGAAGGGUCGGAUUUGGGCAGGUUUGGGUUGAAAUGGCUUGCUUAGGCCCUGUGUUUGGAAGACAGACACUCUUGCACAGACACUCUUCCACAUCGCACCUAUUCCUGGGUUAAAUGGGAUGUUCGUAUUUCCAGCAGCCAAAAGAGCAAGCCAGGAGAGAGGAGAGAAGAAACCGUGGUUGAUUUGCUUUUUUGCUGCUAAAAGAAUGAAUACGUUGGGACUGAUCUUUUUCUUUGCCCAUUCAUCUUUGUUUCAUUUUUCUUUAUAUUUAAUCACUUUUUGCUUCCACUUGAUUUGAAGGUAUUGCAAAUUUGAUCCUUGCAUUAUUUUACCCUGAAAAUAAAUCUGAUAAUUUUAUUUUUAUUUCAUUUUAUUUUUAUGAUGUUCUGCUGGAUAACACUACUGAUUCUUGAGACAUGAGAAAAAACAUGUCCAGCAAUUGUAACUACUAUCAGGUUUAAUGAUUAACAGAUUUUUAAUUGUACCGCCCAGUCAAAUCUGUGGACUGUGGUAGUCAAUUUGGAAUCUGCAAGUCUAUGCUGUUGCCAACCUAUAAAAGUGCUAGAGGGCACUUCAACUAUGUUUCCAUAGUUAGCCAAAAUAUUACUGAUACUGAUGUGUGCAAUAAACAUAAAUAAAUCCA
Messenger RNA from Electrophorus electricus (electric eel), 3892 nucleotides. It is a transcript of the gene snx3, whose product is annotated as sorting nexin 3. NCBI's taxonomy places the organism in Eukaryota, Metazoa, Chordata, Actinopteri, Gymnotiformes, Gymnotidae. Gene Ontology annotation, molecular function: phosphatidylinositol-3-phosphate binding. The record is from RefSeq and is a predicted model, not a curated record. Gene Ontology annotation, cellular component: early endosome membrane; retromer complex. Gene Ontology annotation, biological process: endocytic recycling; late endosome to Golgi transport.